UCGCUCUUUCACGAAGAUAUAGGCAGAAGGCAGAAGGACGACGAACACAUGCGUAAACACAUGUGUUAGAUUGUAGGAAAUUUGCAACGCAGAAAUCACAACAAUGGUUUCGAUUAAAGGCGAAAAGAAGGUCAAUUUAGAUCGCUUGAGAGAAAAGCUGAAUUCUGAAUACAACUUUAUCACAAGUGUGUUGGACCGAGUACCAUCCAUAUAUUGGCAAGGUAAUUCCAACGAUGGUACAGACGAAGCAGAAAAUGCUGAAGGAUCAAAGUGGAAACCUGAUGCUGGUUCGAAGGUUGUUGCCAAUGCCAAUAAGAAGCCUAGAGCCACUACUAUUGAAGAGUUACAGGAAAGGCUGGAGGCGUGUAAAGCUAAGAAGGCACAGGGUUACAGAGAUUUAGUUACCAAGAAGAAUCUUAAAUCAAAAUUGAAAAAAGCAGAGAAGAAGAGGAAAAAGGCUGAUGAGAGGAAUUUGAAACACAAACAACUGAAGUUGGAGAAACAGGCAGCUAAGCAAACAUCUAAGAAUGGAACUGUUGAAAAUGCACCCGACCAGAAGCCUUCAAAACCAGUAUUUAAUAGUGAAGGUAAAAUGGUAUUUAGUAAAUUUGACUUUUCAGAAAUAGGGUCUCAGAAAGAAGAGAAAAAGAAGAAGAAGGAACUGAAAGAUCCUAGGAAAAUUCUUGAAAAGCUAAAGGAAAAGAAAGAAACACUCAAAAAACUUAAAGACGAAGGGCAAGAAGCAAAAGUUCUUGAAAUAAAGCAGAAAGAAGCAUGGAGUAAUGCUCUUAAAAAAGCAGAGGGUGUAAAAAUUAAAGAUGAUCCUGAGCUAUUGAAAAAGACCCUCAAACGAGAAGAAUCUAAAAAGAAGCGAAGUGCUAAGCAGUGGGCCUCUCGAGAGCAUACCAAGAAGAAGGCUUUAUCCGAUAGAGUACAGAAACGUGAAGGUAACAUCCAAGCAAGGAAAGACCAACAGAAAAAUAAGAAGCGAGCCAAAGCAAUCAAAAAGGGGCGGAUUGUGCCAGGUUUUUAAAGUUCGUAGACUUUCUUCUCUUUAAUCAUCUAUGGAAAAUAUUAUUAUUGAAAUAAUUUUGUACAUACAUUCUAUAAAUAAAUAACAAUUUGCUAUUAA
This is a messenger RNA of Frankliniella occidentalis (western flower thrips), 1132 nucleotides long. It is a transcript of the gene Surf6, whose product is annotated as surfeit locus protein 6 homolog. Gene Ontology annotation, molecular function: RNA binding; DNA binding. Gene Ontology annotation, biological process: ribosomal large subunit biogenesis; ribosomal small subunit biogenesis. Lineage: Eukaryota; Metazoa; Arthropoda; Insecta; Thysanoptera; Thripidae. The transcript is spliced from 4 exons. The record is from RefSeq and is a predicted model, not a curated record. Gene Ontology annotation, cellular component: nucleolus. The coding region runs from base 104 to 1033 and encodes 309 amino acids.